UUUCAAUGAGGAAGAGACAGAUGAAGAAGAAGCAACAAAAUACAAGGAGGCUGCAGAGCUUGCAUUAAACAGCGAGUGUCAAAAACAAGUCUUAAAUUCCACACAAGCUUAGUCAGACUGUGGUUAUCUGCUGGCUCAGAAAAUCAUUCACAUCCGUGCGUCAUGUUAUUUGAAAAUGCCGUGCUAAUUUAUUGAUCCGAUGGUAAACAUCAUAAUAUUGUACGUGUUGAAAAAAGGUUAACAAACUGCAAACCAGAUCAGAGGUUGUGUUUUGAAGAGCGGAAAAAGAGAGCGUGAUCUCUGGCUUUUGUAGGGCAUAAACUGCAAGUAGUAUAUUGCGGGAGGCUAUACAAACUCGAAUCACGGUUGUCCUUGUAGGGCUUACCGGGUUUACAUUUUUAUUAUUAACAGUGCUUUGCAUCUAACCAACAAGCAGUGCAAACAUGUCUUCAAUUUCGUGUUACACGAUGGGAUAUAUGCAGAUUACAUUAUUGAUAGGAAUUAUAAGUCUCACUUUUGGUGUUGAGGUUCAUUUUGAAACGCCAGAUAGUGGAUUCUUUCUGAAGCAUUCUCCGCGACAAAGUGCUUUAGCAUCUGUGGUAUCGGCUGCAACAUCAAACUAUGGUAAAGUACGAUCAUCUAAUGGUGAUUCCGUAUUAUCGGUGGACCGAUUCACGGUAGUACAAACUACACAACCAGUAUCUGUUAGAGCUAGCUAUGGGCCGUUUUCUACAAAGCAAACAGUACCUGCCCGUUACAUCGUUCCAGACGUACUUGAAAGCACACAUGCUGAAGGAAGUUCCACACAUAAUACAACCGCCACAUUGAUGGAAUUACAACAACAGUCAAAUCUUCAGUUAGAUAUAUCCGCCCAUGUAGUACGAAACACUGUCGCACGUGAUUCACCUGUACUUCGCGUUUUGUUUCAUGCUGGUGCAGAUCCAGGCGGUCAUUUACAAAGACAGAAAAUUUGCGUACUGCUUCAUGCGUCGAUGGGUAACCAAAUUCCACUUAAAGGGAAGUGUAUGCCGGAAGGCGAAGAUGGCGUAUGUGUAGCAGAAGUAAUUAUACCAUCCAACUGGUGGCCACCUUUACCUCCUCCAGAAAGAGACGGACGUAUCUCCAGCACGCCACCCAAGAGCCCACAAAGAAUAGUACAAGUGUCUUAUAGUGUAUUCGAGCCUCCUGCACGAAGUCCAGAACUUUGUGAACCUAAAGUACAGAUUCAACCGUUGACACCUUUUGCAAAAAUUCCUCUUAUUCAAUCACAGUUACCAUACAAAGAACUACGCGCUGAUAAUACGCUUACUAUGAUGGUUCCUCAACAACCUCUGUAUCCACUGUCAAAAUUACACGUUCCAGUUUUUCUUCAUCCAGAGAAAGGUCAGAAUAUUGCUGUAUUUAUAGUAAGGGCGCGUGUCAAAGCAGGUAUGCGUAUUUUAGGGGCUGUAGCGUCGUCAGAUGAGUGGAACGUCUCGGUAGAAAAGGAAAACACGAAACACACUGUGGCUCGUGUUACUGCUUUUCGCAAAGACCAGGAUCCAGAUAGUCCAACUGGAGGAAGUCGAACAAAGGAUGUUUCUUCUAAUGAAGCUGUGUUAGAAGUAUUUUCAUGGCUACUUGAAGUUUCAAAUGAUACAAAGGAAUAUUGGGAUGGUGGGCGAAUCAUAUGGUCUGUUAGUUAUGUGAAUGAUGGGCCAAAACUGAAGACGGAUUUUACGACUGAAUCUUCUUCACAAACUAGUACCGUAUUCCAAGAAGAAGGUCGAAAAAAGAUUGUCGCAAAACUUGAAAUACUUAAAGACGAUAUCCAAGCCGUUUUACCAAUAGCAAAGAAUUGGGAGCUUAUGAACACGGCUGUUCUCACCGGAAGACAAGUGUCGCAAGCCAUGAAAGUAUUUAUAGUAUCACAGGCCGGAAAGAUGGCAGAUGUCACAUUACAAACUUCAUGUCAGACAGAAGACGAAAGUGUUAUGAAGGUAUCUUCCUCGUGUAGUUCAGUAUAUGUUGAUGGUUCAGAAGUCAGAGGUUCAUCUAAUGCCUCAAUAUUGGUGAAAUAUGGUACAUAUGCCGGAUUGGCUCGAUUUACAGUGUGGAUGCCCGAAUUUCCUUUAGAGGUAUCUGUCGCAGACUUUCGUUUAUCACAGAUCAAAGGAUGGAAAAUUCCAGACGAUCAUAGCACAGUGCACGCUAAACCCAUUCGUCGUAAAAAACGAGCAUAUAGCAACGGUGGUGUUUGGGCCCAUCAUGCCGAUGAUUUUAUAAAUGGUAUUUCUUCCGAACGCAGUGUUUGUCGUGCAAGAUAUCAGCAAAGUCCAGUGGAAGUAUUUGCGAGAUUCGUAGCGGUGGAUCAAGAUUCAGGGCGUGUUAGUUAUUUAAUAUCUCGCCGAACUGGCCUUCGAGUAACAGAUCUGGUACAAUCCCUGCUACGUGUAGCAGACCCAAAAAUUGCCACAUUAAGAGGGCGCACACUUCAAGGCCGUGCGAUGGGUCGCACUGAUGUUCAGGUGCUUUCUCCAAUAAAUGGGAGGGUCAUUGGGGCCAGAGAAGUGCGAGUUGGCAGUGACAAAGUGACCAUUACACGUUUAAUGGUUAAAGUUGUUUCCGGCUUGCAGUUGUCAAUAUCGGGCGAUGGUUCUAUUGAUAAUGGUUAUAUAGCAGAAACUACAGUGACGCGUAAAUUGACUGCACAAUAUCAAGAAGGACUAUUAGAUAUAGAAUUAGAAUUUUCUGAUGGUUCGAGGACCCCGCUGAGGGAUAUAUCAGUUGAUGAUUAUUUCCUGCUGGUCGAAAGUCUUGAUACCGAGGUAGUAGCAUUUGCGCCUAUGCUUGCAUCCCAUCACCCACGAGUGAUUGCAGUCGGAGAGGGUAAUGGAGAGUUAUUACGUGUUACUUUACUUCUUUCAGAAGAAUGUCGAUUACGUAAAAAUGUACCAGUUUCUAAGCAGGGAAUGAAAAUAUCUGUUGGUCCGUUGAUUAGCGCUCUUGCAUCCGUACACGUUGAUUUUAGUAGUUCGGAUAAGAAUAUAAAAUCAGAUGCAGUUCAAAAUGACGGCGCUAUCGGAAGAGACCGAACUAAAUCGGGAAAAGAAUUGAGUGAUCUAGAAGAUAUACUUAUUGGGAUCCCACUGAAAGAUAGCAAUGAUCACGAUUCUGCGCCUGUUGUGCAUUCUACCAGACAACAUCUCCGCGGCACUGGAGGUGGUGGCAUUAUUAGCGGCAACAGUGGAAUGGUCGGAGUAUUUUCGUCAAACAAAAGUUUGGUGCAUGGUGAUGCAUCUACGCUCGAAAUUGGCAUGUAUGUUGUAUUGAGUGCCUUUUGUUUGGCAAUUGCCAUAUUUGUGAUGUCAUGUGUAGUAUAUGCAUCGAAGUAUCGACCAGUUGUGAUAGAUGCUAAUGGUGAAGCUAGUGCCCGCGAUGGCAUGGGACAUUCAAGUGUGUUUGAUAUUGGCAAAGGCAACGAAUCUUGUGCAACUAAUGCACAUGAUUGGGUUUGGUUAGGUCGGGCAACUGUAGAUCGUUCAAAUACAGAUAAUAUUGCAGAGAGAGCUCCCCAAUAUAAAGAUUCCCGAAUGCAUAUUAUUAGCAAUCCGAUGAACUCAAAGUACGAUGAGGUGAUCGAACAUGCUUCGCAAAUAAAUAGUUUCGAUAACCCUAAUCAUAUUCAGUUGCCUUCAUCUGUGCCAUUCCAAAAUCGUGCAGUAAACGCAGUAAGCGAAACACCUGUUGCAUUAAUAGAUUCUGGCACCUAUAAAAAGCGUGUUCAUCAUAACCCUACCAUCAGUGAAGAUGCACCAUCACUUCCUCAACCUAGUUUUGCAACAACAGUUGUAGACCGUAUUGAGUACCGUCCACCAGUUCCACCACAUCGCAAUAUAGGAGUAACGGCUCAGUGUUCCAACAAGCAACUGCCAAUUGAUACUGCUGCUCAGUUAAAGGCUACAAAGCGUUAUCAUCAUCGUGCCCCAAGAAACAGCAGCAGCAUUCCAUUCAAUAGUGUGGAUAAUAUUUCCUCUAACAUUGCUCCUAGUUGUGGAAUACAGAUACACAAUGCUUCUGGAAUGCAAAAACGAAACAUAAACCACACUCAGCAUCAAAUCAAUGUAGCUCUGUUUAGCAAUGGGAAUUCUUCUCAAGCUAAACAAAACGAAUCAACUCAAAACAUUAUAGCUAGAAGAUCAAAUGGAUCACCGCAUUCGUUUGAAAAUAUGGGGUUUUCUAUAGUACCCGCUUCAAAUUCCAGUUAUUACCAAAAAGACGAAAGAAAUCAUCAACAACAUCGAACUUCAAAAGAUUUACAUAUGGCUGAACGCUUAGUAGAACAACCAAAUGCACAAAAAACUGCGUUUAAAUUUGACACUAUUAAUCAAUCUAAAAAACACCAUCAGCCCUUUGAUCGUCCUAAGCCGUCAGUAUUAUCCGAUGAAACUUAUGAUCAAAUUCAUCGAGGUUUAAAUCAGCAACAUGUAAAACAUACGUUAGAUCAAUCUCCUCUUGAUCUGAGUACCGAAUUCAAUCCAAUACAGAUUAAAGAGGAGUUCUGUCAAAAAACUAUUUCGGGAUCAUCAGAUGAUGAUGGUGGUUUUAGACUCAUAUUAGACCAAUCUUUAAGAGAUGAUAAUCAUAAAAGGGAAGCUACAGACUCAUCUUGUGCUGCUUUUGAGAUGGCAUCAUCGAGGAAAACUAAAAAAAAACCAACAGUGGUGGGGAAUCCUAUGUUUUCCACAACGCCAGACAGCGAACUAGGACCGGCAGAGAGUCUAGGAUUAGAUGAUCUAGAUAUGGAUUAUGAACAAAUUAUGCAUUACUUCGAUAAUCUAAAGGAAUCAAACGCCUGAGUGCAGGAGAUCAUUGCAAAGAUUCGCGAAAUAUUAGCAACAUUUCAACAACAGUACAGAAACGUUGCAAAAUCUCCGCUGUCUAGUCCAUCAAGUAUUGCCGUUAUAAAAAAUUCUAACUUAGAGCAAUUUUUUGAACAUUUGAGUGAGUCUUAUGCAUAAAAAAAUGACGAUAUUAUACGAUACGAUGACGAUAUUGAAUCAACGCAAAAUCUGCCUCAUAUCAUUGCAAAAAUAUGGUCGUGUUCACUCCUUUCAUAGGUACUGAAUGAUUCAAACACAAGUCGUUCGUUCAGGGUUAUGUUUUAUUUCAAAUGUUUUAAUUUUUAGGUGCCAUAGUGUAAUAGUUUUAAUUGAACUAAUUUUUAAUAAUUGUUUAAUGCUUUUUGUUUUAAAACGAGCUAGAAACAUACUUAACAACGUAUUACUUUAUUGCCAUCAAAUAGAAUCUCAAUUCAUAAUAACAUAUUAAGAUACGCUUACGUCAGUAAUGUGUAGUUAUAAUCAUCAUUGCAGAUUCAGUAUAAUUUUGUACAUUUCUGCUCAUUGCUCAGAACAUUUUUUUUUAAUAUCAGUACAAUUUGAACCACUGAUAAACAUGUUGGGUUAUAUUGUACUUGUCAAGCGGAUCUAUAAAAAAGCGAUUUUGCAGUGAUCAUAAAAUACAUAAGUGUAAUCGCAUAACCACACUUGGUAAUAUUGUUGAAGUCUAGCUUAAAUAUACAAAACCAUAACAAAAUAUUGCACCUGAUAUCAUGUGAGCUUACAAAGCAAAAUUCACGUAUUGAAUUGGAAAACAAAAAUAAUAAAUAAACCCAGUACUGACUACUAGAGUACAAUUCAAACGGUAUUUUUCAGUGAUACGUUUGCUGUACUUACAAAGAUAUGAAAUUCUUCAAGUCAUACGACUCAUGCAAAAUUCAUGUACCCAGUGCUUUAAUACGUGUAUGCUUUAGUCUUGUACAAAUGUAUUAAAGUGGAAGCGUAAGUGGAAUAGAGGAAUUACUUGAUAAUGUAAAGCUGUUUUACGCUCCGAAAAAAAACAAUUAAAAACAUAUAACAUUCAUGCAUAAGUAACAUUACCACAAAUCCGUAAUUCUGUCGUAACUCAAGAUGAAUGUGGCUAAUAUACAGCCUAUAUUUUGGCGCCUAAUUUGUUUAUCAAACUAGAAUUUAGAAUCCAUUACAACUGCUGCAAUGAUUUGAUAAAUGGUGGAACUAUAACUUUUUAUUACAAGGCCAUUUAACACAACUGCAUUCUAGUCAGCAAAUGCACUUUGCAAAGAACGAAGAGAAAAAAAUAAUUUUACUCAUAUUUGUGAAAAAAAUAAUUCUAACAUGCAUAUAACAACAUAAGUC
This is a messenger RNA of Anopheles coluzzii, 6197 nucleotides long. RefSeq names its product transmembrane protein 132E (gene dtn). The transcript is spliced from 15 exons. The coding region runs from base 444 to 4838 and encodes 1464 amino acids. Lineage: Eukaryota; Metazoa; Arthropoda; Insecta; Diptera; Culicidae. The record is from RefSeq and is a predicted model, not a curated record.